Molecule: messenger RNA, 1647 nt
Organism: Phragmites australis (common reed)
Lineage: Eukaryota; Viridiplantae; Streptophyta; Magnoliopsida; Poales; Poaceae
Exons: 16
Coding region: 1-1605 (534 amino acids)
Biological process (GO): translation
Cellular component (GO): translation release factor complex
Molecular function (GO): GTPase activity; translation release factor activity; GTP binding
Source: RefSeq, a predicted model, not a curated record
AUGAAGCACGAUGUGUACACCAAGGCCCCGUUGCACUUCCCACCACCCGCUGACACCACCGUCGACGAUUGGGCACGCGAGGAUGCGGAGCCGAUGACCGUGGACUCCGGCGGCCACACUGAGGGGACUGAGGAGGCCUCGGUGGAUGAGAGUGCUGCUCUGCCCGCGCCCCUGGAAGAAGUUGUCAAGGAAAUUCAAUCAUCUCUUCAGCCCUUGGAGCUUAAGACAAAUGUUUCUGCACAUGAAGAUGCUCAGGAGGUAGAAGACGAGGUAGAGGAAACAAAACGGCACUUGAAUGUGGUUUUCAUUGGUCAUGUUGAUGCUAGAAAAUCAACUGCUGGAGGGCAGAUAUUGUUCUUGAGUGGUCAAAUUGAUGAUAGGACCAUCCAAAAAUAUGAGAAGGAAGCAAAGGAUAAAAGCCAAGAAAGCUGGUACAUGGCUUACAUUAUGGAUACAAAUGAGGAAGAGCGACUUAAGGGAAAGACUGUUGAAGUUGGCAGAGCCCACUUCGAGACAGAACACACAAGAUUUACUAUUUUAGAUGCACCGGGUCACAAAAGUUACGUUCCAAAUAUGAUAAGUGGUGCAUCUCAGGCUGAUAUCGGUGUUCUGGUCAUAUCAGCUCGAAAAGGUGAAUUUGAAACUGGUUAUGAAAGAGGAGGACAGACCCGUGAACAUGUACUACUUGCAAAAACUUUAGGUGUUGCUAAGAUGGUAGUUGUCAUCAAUAAGAUGGAUGAACCUACAGUAAAAUGGUCUAAGGAAAGGUAUGAUGAGAUUGAAACAAAAAUGAUUCCUUUCCUCAAAUCUUCAGGGUACAAUGUUAAGAAAGAUGUGCAAUUCUUGCCAAUAUCUGGUCUUUUGGGAACCAAUAUGAAGACCAGGAUGGAUAAAAGCAUUUGUAGUUGGUGGGAUGGCCCAUGUCUUCUUGAAAUUCUUGGUCGUAUUGAGGUUCCUUUACGUGACCCCAAAGGUCCAGUAAGGAUGCCAAUAAUUGAUAAAUAUAAAGAUAUGGGCACUGUUGUGAUGGGGAAAAUAGAGUCUGGCACUAUCAGAGAGGGUGACAGUUUGUUGGUUAUGCCAAACAAGUCCCAUGUGAAAGUCAUUGGUAUAAGCUUGGAUGAGAGCAAAGUACGUCGUGCUGGACCUGCCGAGAAUGUCCGUGUCAAAUUGUCGGGAAUUGAAGACGAGGAUAUAAUGGCAGGUUUUGUACUUUCAAGUGUUUCUAAUCCUGUUGGUGCUGUCACUGAAUUUAAUUCUCAAUUGCAGAUUCUAGAGUUGCUUGACAAUGCUAUUUUCGCUGCGGGGUACAAAGCAGUGUUGCAUAUCCACUCUGUUGUUGAGGAGUAUGAGAUUGUUGAUCUCCUAGAGGAAAUUGAUAUGAAGAAAAAGAAAGAAGCAGAUCCAAAGAAGCCAAAGAGGAAGCCUCUUUUUGUGAAGAAUGGUGCGGUUGUUGUUUGCCGCAUUCAGGUGAAUAACUUGAUAUGCAUAGAGAAUUUCUCUUAUUUUCCUCAGCUUGGAAGGUUUACUCUUCGAAAUGAAGGAAAGACAGUAGCUGUAGGGAAAGUUGUUGCAGUUCCCCCAGCUGGCAAGCCAACGUUUUAAGCUUAAGCCAAUUUUGAACAGGAUGGUGGGCAGUGAAAAAGC